AAGUACCUAUAGUUAUCUCGCUCUUUCAGCCCUCUUUUAAGACGACGCGCGAUUGUAAUUUGUUAAUAUUAUUUAGUUUUUAGUUCUGUGAUUUUGAUUAUGUCUACGUUUCUGGACAUGCUAUCGGGGAGCCAGUGCGUCAGUCUGGAAAAGUGCGGCGAUGUGGUGGUCUCGACCAACGACUGUAUGAUUGCACUUUACUGUCACUUCUGCCGGGACCUUUUCACACAACUGCCGGAGUUCUUGAGACACCUCCAGGGCGCCCAUUCGGAUGUGCUUCACUUCACCAAGGAGCACAAUGUGUACAGCGUGGAGGAGCUUAUGUCUGGUGAACAGGAGGAAGCCCAGGAGGAUGCCCAGUCGGUGGGGCACAACAGCAGCAGCGGUGACUCCAGAGGACUGGCGAAAUCAGAGGAUUCCAGAGCAACCGAGGCGACCGAGGAUAAUUCGGACAACAGCCCAGUUAAAUCUGAACAAAAAGGCAGUCAGAGUGAAAUAAACCUUCUGGCAGAAGUGACAAACAUUUUAUUGCAAACCAAAGAGAAGGAACAUAUUAAUAAUGAACUAAAACCCGAAAAUGGCGGAUUCAAAGGACCCCGCAAGAAGGCUAAUAGCGAGAGCAAUUCUCUAAGGAUAUGCAAUCUCAAGAGUCACACUAUUGCAAGGACUUCGAGAAAGCGAAUGAGCAUUAUAAAGAACCGCAUCCUACGAGUUAUUGACAGUGAUUUGUCUGCAAAACAUGAAAUGAAACCUAGUGAGCCCAACUCCAAACUCCUUAUAACUGAGCCCAUCCAAGAAGCUGGAAUAUGUUUUGAAACUCCGCCUAAGCCCAUACCGAGCUCAUCUAAUUUAAGUGUGCGAAAGUCUUCAUUAACAGAGGCAAACGUCUCACUGGCACACACCAACUAUGCCGCAAAGAAAACAACGCCUAAACUGCCUAAGCUACUAAACUGUGCACCAAAGCCCAUUUUACCUAGUCAGCAAGCUCAGGUUCAUUCCGGUUCAAGUGGAAUACAUGAAAUUUAUCAUAUCUCCAAAGCAGCUAGUCAAGUACCAAAAGAAAUGAAAUCAUUCCCUAUAGAAAUAACCCAAAUAGAUGUUUUUCCACCACCUAAUAUAUUGCCUGAAACUUCAACUACUUCCGACAAAGAGGAGGAUGUCAAUGCCCCAGUGGAGAAUAACAACGCCCAAAAUCUGCCAAAAGAUAAACCUAAAAAGUUUUUCAAAAAGCGUGGCGAAUUAUGGAUGAAAAAUGAAGGCAAAAUAACAAAGUCAAAAGUAAACCCUAUUAUUGUAAAACGGGUGCAGACCUCCAAUGUCAAAUCUAGUCCAGGCAAAACUCAAAUACGAUCUAGUGACAAAACUAAAUGUUUUGCUUCUGAGUUCAACAGCACAAAGAAUCGCAAGUUAAAGAUGGAAAAUUUCAUCGCCCUAAAAAAGGAGGACCCCUGCUCUAUCAGAAGUAUUCGUUUAAACAAAAUGGCAACAAUUGGCAACUGCGAAAUAUUAAAAGUCGUUGGAUUGCCGGCAAUCACAGAUAACCAGAUCGAGGAUACAUUAUUGCAAGACGAGUUAGAAACGAUGCGAAAAAAGGCAGAUCAAUUUAGCAAAAUCUACAGGAAGUAUGAUUCUAUAUGGAAUUAUAGGAAAAUUUUUCCGCCAGGGAAACCGGAACAUAUUUCUCAGAAAAUGUUCGCUUUAACUAGAGAAGUAAACCAGACAAUGGGAUGCAACCUGCCUAACAGCGCUAUAAAAAGCAUCAUUAAUCAGAUUUCUGUUUGGCAUUACAAUAUAUAUACAAAAUAUAUUGUAUUGGAUACCAUUUCGGAAACAGCCCGAUAUACUUUAAAUCUAUUCUCGUUUUUACCUGUUAGUUUUGCCUACUUCUGCAAAUGUUGCGACGAUAUUUUCACCUUAAACGAAGACUACAUAAGGCAUUUGGUGUCUCAACAAGCUCGGUAUCAGUGCACAAAAUGCAUUAAAACAUUUAAGUACCAGGGACACUAUGAUAAGCAUAUGCGAACCGUUCAUCCUUGAGCAACUAUGUGCCAUUAACGAUUCGUUAUAAUUGAAUUUUUCAAACACUACAUAAAGUUAUGUAUUUGUAAAAGAGGAUUCCAGAAAAUGUUAAAAACCAAUUUUUGUAAAAAACAUUACAACUUCAUUUCGAUUAACAUUUUCUAAUAAAUCACCACGUUUUGUAAACUAAA
This is a messenger RNA of Drosophila santomea, 2210 nucleotides long. Its product is annotated as protein teflon. The transcript has 3 exons. The record is from RefSeq and is a predicted model, not a curated record. NCBI's taxonomy places the organism in Eukaryota, Metazoa, Arthropoda, Insecta, Diptera, Drosophilidae. Bases 100 to 2037 code for a protein of 645 amino acids.